AUGGCGCCCAAUGGCUCAAGCAAGACUCUGGAUGGUUACGGACUGCUGCAAGCAUGGAGGCGGGAUUGCCACAGUUUGACCCGGUGGUCAAACUCUCUUCCUGACGAGGCAAUGGACUUACACUCGCCUCAAGCCUUGGCAUCCCUUUCCCUGUCAUUUGCGCAGUAUGCGAAGCACUCGGCAGCGCACUCCAAAAAAUCGAAGCGUGAGCCUCCAAGACGGCAUGUGAGAAAGGCACAUUCGACGUGCGACCGGCUACUGGCUCGCUUGCUCGUGUUUCUGACGCUGUCAUUCAUCACACUUCAAGCUCAUGGCUUCUAUUGGUUGGCUCUUCCUUGGUUUAAGCUUUCGAAGUGGCCGAAUGUGGCAGCUGAGGGUGCAUUCGGCGUGCUAGUGGUUUCGUUGCUAUCGUUGUUCGCUUGUACAAGUCUGCUGGAUCCUGGAAGCCCGACUGGUGGAGACAAGAGCGCCGAUUGGUGUGAUCGCUGCAAGGCGCAGAAGCCUGAGAGAUGUCAUCACUGCUCCGUUUGCGACCGCUGCAUACUCAAGAUGGACCACCACUGCAUCUUUACAAACUCGUGUGUUGGCUUCCGGAACCAGCCAUACUUCCUGUCCUUUGUUGCUUUGGCGAUGUUUGCCUCUGGCUUCGCUGCGUUGGCUGUCGUGCCUCAGGUUCCAGGUGCUUUGCUUGCAGCGUUCGAUCCCGCACGUAGUCUCUUUGCGCAGCUUUAUGUGAUUCUGCUGGCAGCCUCUGCAUGUGCAAGCUUUGCACUGCUGUGGGAUCUGCUGCUCGCCCAGUUGCAUGGCCUGCUCCGCAAUGAAACCACCAUAGAAAGCAUGCGGAACUGGGCUGAGCGUCGCAGCAGCCCGUAUGAUCGUGGGGUCAUGGAGAACAUCGUGGAGGUCUUUGGACCGCGGGCAUCGGGCUUGCCAAGAUGCAUAGUCAGAUGCAUGGACAGUGUGGACCAGUUUCUGACAAGUGCUGAAUGA
Molecule: messenger RNA, 990 nt
Organism: Symbiodinium natans
Lineage: Eukaryota; Dinophyceae; Suessiales; Symbiodiniaceae
Source: the annotation of a GenBank genome assembly